Messenger RNA from Stegodyphus dumicola, 974 nucleotides. Its product is annotated as bifunctional purine biosynthesis protein ATIC. Gene Ontology annotation, cellular component: cytosol. NCBI's taxonomy places the organism in Eukaryota, Metazoa, Arthropoda, Arachnida, Araneae, Eresidae. Gene Ontology annotation, biological process: 'de novo' IMP biosynthetic process. Gene Ontology annotation, molecular function: phosphoribosylaminoimidazolecarboxamide formyltransferase activity; IMP cyclohydrolase activity. The record is from RefSeq and is a predicted model, not a curated record.
GAUUAAAGAUUAUUUUUAAUUGAAUAUCAUUUCCUGUGCUUUAAUUCAGGUUUCCGAUGGAAUAAUUGCUCCAGGCUAUGAUGCAGAUGCCUUAGAGAUUUUGAAAAAGAAAAAAAAUGGAACAUAUUGUGUGCUGCAAAUGGACCCCUCUUACAAACCAUCUAAGCUGGAGAAAAGAACUCUCUUUGGUCUCACACUAUCACAAAAGAUCAAUGAUGCAGUUAUCGAUAAGGAGCUCUUCACAAAUAUUGUGUCUAAAAAUAAAACAAUUCCUGCCGAUGGUAUCCGUGAUUUGAUUCUCGCCACUUUAGCUGUGAAAUAUACUCAGUCCAAUUCUGUCUGUUAUGCAAAAAAUGGUCAAGUAAUUGGGACUGGUGCUGGACAGCAAUCACGUAUUCACUGUACAAGAUUAGCAGGCGAGAAGGCAAAUAUUUGGUGGUUACGCCAUCACCCUAAAGUACUACAAAUGGAAUUUAAAAAAGGUGUAAAGCGGGCUGAAAUUUCUAACAUCAUUGAUAAUUUUGUCAGCGGUACAAUUGGGAAGGAUAUGCCUCUUGAAAUAUAUCAGAAUUCACUUGUUAAUCCACCUGAUCUGUUAACUGAGGCUGAAAAAGCAGAGUGGAUCAAGCAGUUGAAAGGGGUAACACUGAGCUCCGAUGCCUUCUUUCCAUUUAGAGAUAAUAUAGAUCGUGCUUAUCAGAGUGGUGUUUCCUAUGUGGUGAGUCCCGGUGGCUCUACAAAUGAUACUUCUGUGAUAUCUGCCUGCGAUGAGUAUGGAAUGGUUUUGAUUCACAGCAAUCUGCGCCUUUUUCAUCACUGAAUAUUUCCAAUGUUCUUGAUUUGAGAGCUUAUGCCUUUGACUAUGUACUUUAAUAUUUUAUACUUUUGAUAGAAGUCUUUUUUUAAUAAUUUGCCUAGUUAAAUGGAAAAAAAUAUGAUGUUAAAUAUUAAAAUAUAUUUUUCUAUUUUAGAAA